Molecule: messenger RNA, 1101 nt
Organism: Oikopleura dioica
Lineage: Eukaryota; Metazoa; Chordata; Appendicularia; Copelata; Oikopleuridae
Source: the annotation of a GenBank genome assembly
AUGAACAUCGCAAGAAACAUGAAAAAUUGGUCUCUUCUUCUUCUUUGUUCAGAAAAAGUCCACGAAGCAAAGAGAAACGAAAUCGGAAAAGAAAAACAAAUGAUCAAAAUUCUCCACGGCCGGAAUUACGGACAUUUGCGAACUCAAAAUCCACAAUUCAACUUCAAGUUCCACUUUGUAUCCGCCUUCAAUCACCGUGCUGGAAGAAAGUCUCCUAAUUUCAUCACUGAAAUUGCAAGAGUACUUUCAUCUUAUCCCCAUCCAGCAGAGUGGACAAUAAUCCUUCCAAAAUACCAACAAAACAUUGGCAAUCCGAACUGGCUCGAUCACCUGACUGGAUUGGAAGGCAACUAUUUAGUCUGCGCAAAAGAAGGAAAACUUGCGGUGGGGAGUGAUCAAGAAUACAGCUUGGUUUUCGUUAUUGGAGCGAAGGGACUUUCGGACUCUUCUGGGGAGCUAAAAGCCGAAAUUGAACUCAACGACGACUUCCUGAUCGCCCUCUUCGAAGAUAGCUAUGAAAGCUUGCCCCACAAAACUUUUGCGACUCUGCAAUAUUUGACGGGCGUCUGCAAAGACAAAUUCGAGUACUUGCUCUUCAUCGACGACGAUACCCUUCUGGACCUGGAGCGGAUUUCUCAAUUUCUUCUUUCUUCUGAUUCCAGCUCGCCUUUCAUCCGCUGCCUGCCUGGCAACUAUCUAUCUCUGGACGCAGCUCCCUACACUGGAAAAUACUUUCUUUUCCCGGAAAUGUGGCCGGUCGACUACAAACCGCCGAAAUACUGCAACGGACAAUGCUCGCUCUGGUCCAAAACAGCUGUAACACGCGUUUUCAAGGAAGCUCUGCGGACCGACAGACGAGAAUUUAGACUAGAAGACUUCUUCUUCAGCGGAAUUCUGCGCGAAAAAGCGCGAGUUCAUAAUGUCAAGGGGCUCAAAUACACGAACAAAGACGGAGUUUCCGCUGGCUUGUGUCGACAUUUCCCUAAAAAUGGAUUGGCAGACUUUAUAAGCAAGAAUUUCGAAGAUGAUGGCAAUAAAACGAGAAAACUGAAAAUAAAGGACGUCAAUUUUCUGGAUAAUGUCUUUCUGGAUGCUUUUUAA